UUCAUAGUCAUCUGCAUUCUGCUUUAACAUCUGAGGAUGCUGAUUGUUGUAGUUUACACCAGCAGCUUACACUGUCCUCCUAUCCUAGACACACCUAUAAGCUAGUAUCAACUUACACCAUACUCAUCAUAUUCAUGUGCUAUUGACAUAAAUACUGGAGCUGUAAUCCACCAGCUUACCUGUAUUCCUCUCUCCCUCUCCCCCAGCAGCAUGAUGGAUGAGCUGGUGCAUGACCUGGUGUCAGCCCUGGAGCAGACCUCAGAGCAGGCCAAGCUCCAAGCUCUCCUCCCAGAGCAGAGGAGCUCUGGGAGGAGAUGCAACCACUCAUGGCCUGAGUAGGACUCCUUCACAGAGAACACCCUGGAACGGCCAUUUAAGAGGAGGCGGAUGGUCAAACGCAUGACCUCAGACGUGACGGUCAGCCUGCAGCAGAAGUUGACGGUGUCAGGAGUGGAUAGCGAGUGGAGUGGGAACCACAACCCUCUGUGACCGUUACCUGUUUAUCCCAUUGACAUGGUGCCAGACAGCUCCCAUCGGAGAUGCUCCUCUUCCAUCUGCAAAACCAGUUAGGAGCACCGCACAGCACUCAUUAUUGGCGGCAUGGUUAGACUCCGCCUCUUCUGGGCCAAUUGGAGCCAUUGAGCCCAUUCCCUUCUGAAGCUCAAUAUAUUGACAGACAUGGUUAACUCUCCUAAAUGAACCAGUCACUAAACACAGAUUUUGUUAUAACCAAUGCAUGCUACAUCAAAGUUUGUACCUCAAGAGACGUGUGUUCAAUGUCUGUGAGGUUUAGAACAUUGACCAACUCCUCAGAGACAGAAUCUCAAAGCGAGACCUUAUGACCUCCAGACUCGGGUGUUCAUGUAGAUCACAUCACAUCAAGCAGCGUAAAGUUGUGCGUUCUGCUUUGUUGCUGUUGGUGUGGGCUCUCCUGGUCUUUAGUGCAUGAGAGGGAAUGGUCCCACAGAGAAGGUCAUGUUAGGAUGAGGACAUGGGUAAGGCUGUAGAAACACUUAUUAACUUUUGUGAUAUUAGCCACGUCCCCAUCACAGCCUCCUGUGGAAGACUAGCUAGCACAGUCAGGUAUAUGGGGCAAGCUUGACCUGCGUUUAUACUACAGACAUCUCUGCAGUUGGAUAUACGACUCCAAUGAAUAAUAACUGCUGUAUUUUCCAAGGUUGUCUUUCUCAAACAUAGAAUAUAUUCAUGUAGAAUCUUUGAAUUCCAGUGUUUCUGAGAAUGCAAAAAAAUAUAAAUAAAUGCAGAAGUUUUUCUAAAGAGUUUUUCUCAAAGCAUCCAAGUCAGUUCCUGUACGGUUGGAUCUGCAUGGGGAUUGUUGAGGAGCUGAACAGCCCUCAGCCUGGGACUCUUCCUUAUAUUGUUUCCAGUUCCACAGUGCCUAUUUACAGAGCAUUUUUCAUUCUGUUUCAAGCCCUCUCUCUCUCUCUCUCUCUCCUGGGCUAGUUCAGAAAGCCCUCCACCAUUCCUUGAUGAGGGGCAAAAACACGACUGCUAUGAAAAGGCUAAACUUCUUAGAGCUUUCUUUUCUUAACUGGUCCUUUCUUCUCCACCUGAAAGGUUCCUUCAGAUUCCAGUUUGAGGCAUUGUGAAUACUAAUUUCUAUCUAUUAAAAAGCCCUCAUAUCCCUGGCAUGCUCUCAUUUAAAUGCAGUCUCAGGGGAACCCUCUUAAUUCCUUUAUAGAGGGAUUGAAGACCCUUCACUUCAAAAAGUAUAAAUCAUACUCCCAAAUGAACGAGGGAGAGAGGGGGAUUGACGAGUGGUGCUUCUGAUGUGUCCCGUCGGAUGGCACAAGCCUGAAUCCAUCUCCCCAAGCUGCUCAAAUCCAUCCUCCGGUGAGACGGCGUCUCUGUCCUACUGCUCUCCGGCCCCCAAACUGUCCAGACUUACCCCCUGUCCACACCCCUAACCAAGUCACCCAGCACAUACAUUACACACGCUUACCAAUGCAGAUGCAUGCAGGCACACACACAUUCACUUACAUAAACGUCAUCAAUAUUCUUAUAUAGUGCAUCAGCAUUGGUACUAAAAGGGUGGAGAUAUAUAGUGCUGUGUCUCUCUAGCAGAGAGCAUCGAUACUCAGAGUCAGUAACUGUAUUAUGUAACACAUGUAACAAUUGCCUUCAGUAUGUUUAUUUAGAUUUUUGAAUGAUCCAUUUUUAUCAAUGAGCUCUCAUGUGUCUAUAUGUUUUCUUUGUUUCAAAAUACCCUUGAAAGAAAAGUGUUUUGUUCUGUAAGGAAAGUAUAAACAUUAAUCUUGUACCUUGCAGAGGUUGAAAUGAUGCUGGAUUAAUAAAACCUGUCAUCUCCUGUUUAGGGAGAGUUGAUGGCAACAAUCAGGGAUUUGAUAUGAAGUGCUAAAAGGCUCUAUGUGGUUCCAUGUUAUGUGUCCUUGUACUGUUUGGUCGUGUGAAUGGGCACUAUGCACAGUGGAACUUAAAUCUGAGACUCUGGGAUGGUGGCCAUGUUAAAAUGCAUAACUGCCUCCCACCUGUGCCGGGCCACACUCAGGUUAUAUAUAUUGACUUAUUUAUUUCUAAAUGACAUUUGCGCCGCAAGAUAAAUCAUAGUCUUACGCCAUUCCUCUCCCAGUUUUGAUUUUAAUUGUGAGAUCUCGGUGUCAGCAGUAAGUAUAUUGGUGUGAGUGGCCUAUUGAUUAUUGAUUUGGGGCUAUUGAUCGGCUUCCCAGGAGACCCUAAUCCUUUCUGAUUCAUUUGAAUACCUCUAUUCAUCUUGUGAUCCUGCUCACACCUGAGGCGCCAUGUAGCCUAAUGAAAAUAGAUGGCCAUUUUGUUACUGCUGCUCCUCUCGCUUCUUUUGAUGUAUUAUUUUUAAUUGAUAUAUCUGCUUUUGAAUGUGUGCGCCCGAAUUACAAUUGACCCUGUGUCACUGUUGUUUUAUUCCUUGCCUAAGGGACCACGCUGCAUUUAGGACUGUCUUUGUAUGACUCAUAUGACCUGUAAAAUCUACUGCUCAGACAUUUUCUUGAAUGUCCUCGACAUGUCUUUGGAAAAGGUAGUUGUUGUUCAUCUGCUUUAUUGGAUAUUUGGUUAUUUUUCCAUUGCUUAAUACAGCUCUGCUAUUCUUAACUGUAGAUACAUUUUCAAUCCCCAGUUCUUUGACUUUUCUUUCUUUCUAGUUUACCAUUACAUUACAUUCAAAUGUUAAAUGUUCCCAUGUGCAAGGAAAUAACCCUUUUUUGCUACUUAUUUUGUAAUGUUGCCAUGUAAAUCUUGCAAGAAGAUCAAUCUCAUGUAUUGUAUGUUGUAUCUGUUAACUGCUUCUCUUGAGCACAUCUUAAGGCCAACUCUAUUGCAAACCAAUUUCCAAUUGAUUACACCUUUAUGUUCAAUUUUAGCUGUGUUAUCCAGCAGUGAGUUACUGAAACAGCUACAAGGCAUGCAUAACAAGCCUGUUGCCAGAGGCCUUUUGGUUCCAUUUUUUAAACGAGUUGUCUCAUUUAGCCUAAUGAGCCAGCUGAUGGUAUUCUACUGUUUGAUUAGCAUGUGGCUCGGUGUCUCUGUGGGCUCCCUGUGGCCCCUGAGUGUUCCCUGCUCCUCAGCCUGGAGCCUGGAUCCUGGAGCAGCAGAAGGGGAGGGGCCAGGCAGGCAGCCACCCUCCACAGGAUCUCUCCCUCCAGGCUUCAGUCUAGGCCCCAGAGCGCCUGCCCGAUCAGGGCUCCUUGUAAUGAGGGGAGAGAUGGAAGGAUGGACCUCCAUGCAUUAAGACCAUAAUGCAUCAGGGUAUUACUUUUAAUACUGCGGGUGUGCCUCAAGACAUAAUGUGACGUUGA
This is a messenger RNA of Oncorhynchus mykiss (rainbow trout), 3812 nucleotides long. The record is from RefSeq and is a predicted model, not a curated record. Lineage: Eukaryota; Metazoa; Chordata; Actinopteri; Salmoniformes; Salmonidae.